Messenger RNA from Vigna umbellata (rice bean), 360 nucleotides. The record is from RefSeq and is a predicted model, not a curated record. Lineage: Eukaryota; Viridiplantae; Streptophyta; Magnoliopsida; Fabales; Fabaceae.
AUGCAGUUUGCCGCCGCUCAGCAGCCGCAGCACCACCAAGUUGCCCUGGGCGAGUUUGAUUCAAAGGCGAGUUCCAAUAACACCAGGUACAAUAGCUGCAAGAGCGGGUGCACCAGCUACAUGGGGUCGCCGAGUUCGCUAAGUCGGCGAGUGCAAAGGAGCGUAAGCAGCCACUCGCUGCAGAAGAAUAGUGCUGGACCCCACCACCCUUUUUCUCCUCUCUUCGCUCGGUUGCUUGACUCCCAAAACGAUAUUUCGAUGCAAUAUUAUCAUCAUUCAGAUAAUCCAUUGUCGAGUGAAAGUAGCUUGAUCAUAGAAGAAAUGAGCAGAAUCAAUCCUUAUAGCCCAGAGGAGAAGAAA